Messenger RNA from Schistosoma spindalis, 7962 nucleotides. Lineage: Eukaryota; Metazoa; Platyhelminthes; Trematoda; Strigeidida; Schistosomatidae. The record is from the annotation of a GenBank genome assembly.
AAGCGACCUUCGCACAAUAUCAAAUUAAAACGAUGCUAAUCUUGCUCGUAUUCUCUUUACUCCCCAUCGUUUAUUGUGAAUUUAAAUUAAGUGAUUCCAAGCUCCUUCUGCCUUACUACAGUGUUAAUCCUGUAAAUUACACUCUACAUGGUAGCGAGGGGGCUUGCUAUGAAUGGCAUUCGGGCACACCGGAGGUAGCAAUAGUGAGCCCAGUAGUAUCAUCUGAGAAUGGCUGCUCUUCUGCUGCUGUUAUCACUGCGGUUUGGCAAUCACGUCACAGGGCUGCGGCCACCAUAUAUGCCAAAAUAAUUAAUGCUGAUCACAUUGUUAAGUGUGAUGUAAUCGUUGACGACAUACAUCGGAUCGAAAUCGCCACUACCACACAAGAGCUUUAUCUCCAUAAUACACCAGUUUCUCUUGUAGUAACUGCUUAUGAUGAAUAUGGCAAUACCUUCACGUCACUUGAAGGUGUACCAUUUGAGUGGCGUAUAUUUGAGGACAAAUACGAAGAGUUCGGAGACAUUCAAGGUGUAUUAAGAUUUAUCACAUGGAGGGAGUCGGAAUAUACAACUCCAAGUACAAUGGCUCUACUUGAGUCAAAAGGAAUGCAGGGCUACAUGCAACUGAUAAGUGGUUUGCGUACUGGCUCUGCAGUCGUUAGUGUGGCUCUUCACGAGUCGAUUUACAAGAGUGUAGUACCAAGUCAGGUUCGUCUUCUCGUUAUGGCAAAUGCCCAAUUGAGCCCAGCACUAGCCUAUCUCGUCCCAAAUUCCUUGCUGACAUUCACCGUACACGUUAUUCAACAAGGUGAUGACCAAGAGGUCGCCAUGCCAUCUCUGCAAUACCACUUGCAAGUGAACGACACGAACCUUGCUGUUCUUAGCCCACUUGAUGGUUCAACUCUUAAAGCUCUAAAUUAUGGUCAAACUGAAGUUACACUUCUUGAUCGAAAUGUCGAAGAAGCCCUAGAAAAAUUGGACGAAGUUUUAAAUUCCAAAGUCGAUGAUUCAGAUCUUCGUCUGCCAAAACGAAGACGUCCAACUUCACUCAUACAGAUUGUAGAGCCAGCCUAUCUGGGUUUUACACUCAUUCAAAAGUCUACUAAUAAAAACCCAGAUAUAUGCCAACUGGCUUCAUUUUUAAACUCAGGGUCGUAUGUUAAUCAGGUUGCAUCCGGUUCUUAUAUGCCCAUUCGAAAAUGGAUUAUGGAGUCAGGAAAAGUUUAUGUUAUUAGUUUAGACAUAUAUGAUCGUAAUAACCACCGUUUAUAUCCCUCAGACAAUCUGCGACUGUCCCUUUAUUUUCCAGAAAGCCACUUUGAGAUCUUAAAAUCUUCGUUAAAUCAAACUUAUGUCGUUGUUCGAGCUUUUUCAUCUGGUUCAGUGUCUCUCAAAGCUGUCUUAAGAGGUGUCGUAGAUCAGGACGGAAAUGUUGUGGAAUUCAAUUCAACCAUAACCGGCAAUCAAGAUGUGACCAUUUACUCUCCUAUCAAAAUCCAUCCAACACCAGUCAUUUUGCCGUGGUCUACAGAACUACUAUCGUCUAACCUCACACAUUCUAAUCCUGGUUACCAUCUACGAGCUAACGGAGGAUGUGGACAAUAUAGAUGGACAGCUUUAUCUCUCCGCGCGUUAGAACGUCAUUCUGAUCCAGGCAAAUUACCGAACCCUGAACUACUGACUAACACAGUCGUGUCCAUUACUAAAACAGGAGUUAUAUCAGCUCUAAAUCCCGGUGAAUCUAUCAUAGUUGCAUCUAGCUCUUCGAAUCCUCAACUUUGUGGACAUACUCUAGUUUAUGUGCGUCCACCUUCUGAAAUAAAAUUUGUAUAUGAACGCAAUGAAGUUCUAAUUCCACCUCGACGUAAUGCUAAGUUUAUCGACGAAGAAUUAACGAGAAAUUAUCCAAAUCAACCAACAAAUGAGGAAUGGAGUAUACAAGAUCCCUCUGCCGUAGAAUUCGACUUGGAACGUUUAGCAAUAGGAUUAGCUGUUCUUGAUUCUGAUGGUCAAAGUAUGACGGAUUGCAGAAAUUUAAACAUUGAAAUUCGUGCAGUCGACUCUAAUGUUGUGAAGAUCAUUCCAGGUUUUCAUGCUCCACGACUUAACUCAUCUACUGAAUAUGGAUUAUUUGAUUCUAACGAAUGCUUACAUUUUUAUGUGAUCGGAGUUAACGUUGGUUUCACUGAAAUUAAAGCAAUUUACAAUUCAUCACCAGUUAACAAAUUUGAUGAAUCCGUUGUAAUUGUUUCACGUGUUCAUGUUGCCGCAUAUCGUAAAAUCAGUUUUAUUGAUCCUGUUUCUGAAAUAACUCCUGUUGCAAUAGGUUCAACUCGAAAUAUGCUAGUUACACAUGGACCACAACCAUGGCCUUUACAACCAUCAGAACAUUAUGUCAACGUUUCUCCUCAACCCGACGCAGAUAACGAUAUUUCAUCACUUCCAACAUUGAUUAGUGAACCACAUUUCUCUAAAACGGUUUAUCAAAAGACUAACUUUGACAAUGAAGCUAAACCAAUUCAAAGUUAUGUGGACCAAGUUGAAGGUCAUGUUCGCUUGGUUUCAUUUAGCCUUCGUUGUGAAAGUAUUGGGAUGUUUGAGUUUGUGAUUGAAAUUGGAAAUCGUCCCACCCCCUCUAAUCUACAUCCCAUGGUUCUGUCAUCCAAGUUCACAAUUAUGUGCGAUGUCGCGGUCAGUCUACAGUUACUACCUGUUUUCCAGUUUCCUUCACUACCUCCACACUUUCCACCUUGCCCAUUGGUUAACAUAUCUUCCAAUGACUGGUCUCAUGAUAAAUUAAUUUUACCGAAUACAAUCCCAACUGUUAUUCACUUAAUUUUCUUUGGAUCAGAAAGUCAAGAAUUAGAAUCAGUUGAUUCACUUAUAUCUAAUGUGGUUAUUUCUUCAAUUGAUGAUGAUAGGGGAACUACAGAGAAAUUACAAUUAGUUCAAUAUGUGAAUCCUCCUGUACAGAUGGAUUAUUCAGAUUACGAUAAAAGAUCUUCCAAUCGUCCUAUGCAUUCGCGGCCUUAUUUUUUAAUUACACCAACCAACUUUGGUCAUUCUUCUGGUAGUCUUGCGGUUCAUGUUACAGUUCAUUCAAGCUUACCUAACAGAUAUAAUCCAUUUUUACAUGGUAUUCAGAGCCUAAAGUCUAUUUUAAAUAUAUAUUUGAGUCCAGUGAUAAACGCGGUUCCCAGUCAAUUAAUUAAGUUGUUUUAUCAUCCAGAGGCUUCAUCUACUGUGCAUAUCCACGGUGGAUCCGGCUAUUACUACCUGGACAAUUCAGACAAUUUAACAGAUCGACAUCACUAUCCGAUUCGUAUAUCUGAGAAAUUGAAUAAACCAAUUAUGGCAACCAAUACUAUACCGUAUAUCAUGCGGAGACGGACUUACGAAAUACAACCCAAACAUGUUGGUCGUGUAACAAUUCAAGCAAUUGACUUAUGCUUUCCAUCAACAAAAUUAAACCCACCAAAUGAAUAUAAUCUUAAUCCAUCACAAGCUGAAUUUAAUGUAGAUGUAAUUGGUCUUAGUGUAUUAAAUCUUCGAGUUCAUAAUCAAAUCCAACUUGGUGAUGAGGUUACUGCUUUUAUAGAAGCCAUAGGUACAGAUGGAAUUACAUUACCAUCAAAGUUUGCACGUUUACUGAAGUUGUCAAUCAUCAGUGACCAUGUCACUCAUUCCACAUCUACUGGUCAUAAAGAAUCAACACAUGACUCAAAAAGAAUACUUAGCGUACCGGAAACUAAUGUUCCUUCAGAUUCAUUCUGGAUUUGUGAUUCAUCAAAUGCUGAAGAACCUUGUUCUGGUCAAUUUACAGUUCGAGGCAUUGCUCUUGGUACUUCUAGACUAAUGGUAACGUCGAUAGUACCCGGUUUAUUACAAAAUAAAGCGAUUACUGUUCAAAGUAAUGUUGUUGAGAUUCAGGUGUUUGCACCCUUACGUUUGACUCCAUGUAACUUCAAUCUUCUUCUAGGAGCGGAAUACGAGCUUCAUGCAGUGGGUGGUCCUAGUCAGGCUUCCUUGGAAUUUAUUCCUGAGUCUAUCACAAGUCGUAUAACAAUUGUUAAGACAAACCCUUCCAGUGUCUUAAUACGUGCAUCUGAAUCCUUAGGUCUGGCAAAUAUUCGUGCUCGUGCAGUAGGUAUGACAGGGAAUAGACCUUCAAGUUUAGAUGAAAAGCAUGGAGAUUAUGUCAUCUAUUCAGAGACAGUUUGCAACAUUCAUAUUGUGGCAUUGUCUGGUGUGCGAAUUAGAUGCCCACUUGCUAACUUGGAUGAAAUUACUUCUCAAAUCUCUGAUUCUUCCAAUGCUCAUUUCCCAGAAUUAACUAAUUCAGAUAGGUCUGAUCAACAUUUUCUCCUUGCAUGCCCUCCUGGGCGCUCUGGUGAUUGUGGUUCAACACCGUUAUGGGUUGAAGGUACACCAUACAGUCCUUAUUAUUCUGAAGACCAGUCAAGAUCGAAUAUUGUUUCUCCUUUGGGAAUGGCUGCUGUCAAUCCUCCAUUACGCUAUCGUUGGCAUUUGAAUCCACCUGAACCUAACUCUAUUGUUCGUUUAGAGUAUUGGCUUGAUGGAUUCGGUGUUAAUGUGAAUGAAACUCAUUUAGCAUCUGGGAUGGUUCUUGUCGGUCUGAAACCUGGUACUGUAACUGUUCAUUUGACUGUUGAACCUGUAGAACCUUAUGCAAAACAAAUAAUUGCUGUAUCUACUGACGGUGUGUCGACUGACCGCUUACAUGCUCAACUAACAAUUGUUGUUUUAUCACGGCUUGGACUGAGUUCACCACAUCGGGAACCUCAACAAAUAAUUCUAUCGCCGAAUUCCCAAUUGAAUUUGAUUCCUUGGACUGAUUUACAUUCUGAUAGCAUUUUACAAUACAAGAUUUUAACCGUUCCACAUAAUAAGAAUCUAUCGUUAGAACAUGCUAGUCAGUUGUUAACUGUGACUCCAGAUGGUAUUCUACGUGCGAGUGAUAAGUGUUCAGAGAGUGGAUCAAUUUGUCGAGUUACACUUCAAAUUCAAUCAAUGCCUAAUGGAAAUUUAGUGAAUUCAAAGUAUACACAUAAUUUUGACAGUUCAGUAAUACAGACAUUAAUUUUGGAUGUAUUGAUUAAAGUGCCACGUUUUAUGAUGUUCUUUGUACCUCCUAUUACUAUUCCACAGAAUGAAAGAUUGUCAAAAGUAGUUGGUCUUCCUGUUGGCGGUCCAUAUAAUAUUAAAAUCUCGUAUCAUGAUGAGUUAGGGCGUGUAUUCGAUGCAGUUUCAAAUGAUUUCUACCAAUUGAAGGCAUCACUUCAUCGAUCAGAUUUGUUUUCUACCCAUUUUAUACGAGAUUUUAUAAUUGAACAAAAUUUUCCUGUAAAUAAUAUAAACUCAUACAACCCAAUUCGUCAUACUCCAUUUGGUUUUAGUAUACAUUCUUUGCCAUUUUCUAAGUCAACUAAUCAAAUUGAAUUCAUUCAAGAUGAAAAAAAUUCACAUUGGGCUGCCUUACGUAUUGGGUUAUCGAAUAAAAUUAAUGGUGUAUCACCAAGUUACUUGAGUCUACCAUAUAGUAAUUCGUUAGAUCUUCUUGGUUUAACAUCUUUAAUAGAAGGGCAAUGGAUGUGUUUACCAAAGUUUUCGUCAUCCACAACCCAUUCAGAUAAUACUUGGUCUUCAGUUGACCCAUCGAUCAUAUGGAUUGAUCCAUUAAAUCAAAUAAUUUUAGCACGUCAUUCCGGUCAAGGAGUAUUAACAUUUUCUUUAACAUCUUCAUUAAAAACUUAUCAACAAAUUGAAACAAUAAAAAAUACAACUUAUUCAAAUAUCAAGAGUGAACCACUUACUUAUUUACUUAAUGUACAAGUUAUUCCACUUGAAUUAUAUACAUCUGGUAUACCGUCUGCAGGUCUAAUAUUUGUUGAUUCUGGAAAUAAUGUACUACAAAGUGAAUCUAUCAUAUUUCCUAUUGGAGUUGAUCGUCCAUCACGAAGUGAAUCAUUUCUAUCAAUGUUACGUUUUCUUAUUCAACUACCUAUCAAAGAAAGCAAUGAUAUUCCAUGUUCUAAAACAUCUGGAUCACUUUUAACAUUUGAAAAUUUUGCUCCAUUCAAAUGUCAAAUUCAAUUACAAAUAGAUGAUGAAUUUCAUAUUGAUUUUAAUUAUCGUUCAAGUCUAUUACCAAAUUGGUUCUCACAUUUACUUCUUUGGGAGCAUAAUGAAACUACUGAAUCAAUUCUUGAGUUAGAAUCUGCUAAAUUUUCACUACAACGACAUAUUACAACUCAACUAGAACCUUUGUCACAAUCCUCACCAUUCCAUACAAGUUCUACACAAUGGCAGUGUGUUGUAAAAUCUCCUACAACAUGGUCGUUGAAUGUUGAUGCUAUUGCCCUUACACUGAUGCCUAAAACACGAAUGGUUUUACAAUUGGUUAAAACCCAUUUAUCUGGUAAUAUUGAACAGGGAGAAAAUUCAUCAUUGAUUGCUGAAACAUCGUUACUUCCUUUACCAGGCAUUAGGAUGCUUAUUCCUCCCGCUGUUAAACUACAAGAAGAUAGUCACAUGUCUGCGUCUAAAGAUUCUUACCAGUUUUGGAUUACCGAAACGGAUCAUUUUACUAGACGACUAUUGAUUUUCAUUCCGCCAGCCACUUCAUUUGCAUUGAAUAUGCAAGAAUUAGGACCGGACAAACUGUUAGUUAGAUCACAAUUCCCUGAAAUUUUAGAAAUUGUUCAAUCACCAAGACCUGUUCAAAGUUUACUUGAAGUUGUGGAUAUUUACAAAGAAUAUAGUCGAAGUUUUUCUUCUUCACUAGCUUCCACUACAUUAGCAUCAUAUCCUAGCACUGUGACAACGGAAUUAUCUCAUUGGCUUCAUGUAGUUCACGAACAGAUUGGCAAGAUUGAAGAUGAUGUAGUAUCGGAUUUAAAUCCAUCCAUAUUAAAACACAAAGUUUUAUGGCUAGUACAAGUGAGAUGUAUCCCUGGUGACUCUCCUAUUGAUACUCUGGUGAAUGUUGUGUUAAGCCUUCGUUCAACUGGUCAACAUAUUGAAAUUCCUGUACGAAUUAAUCUACCAUCAUUAAAUCAAUUAAAUAACAAAGAAAUAACAAGUUCAAAACCAUCGUUCUACUUAUUAAAUUUCUCUUGGAUUCAUCUUUUUGCUAUGAUUAUAAUUACAUUGUUUAUUGCGAUUAUCAUACAUAUUAUAUUGCGCAGUGAGACGUUAAUAAGUACUUCGAACAACUCAAACAUUGGAAAAUAUUCACCCGGUCCUCUACCUUCAUUAGUCAAAGGAGGAUUAAGUCGAUCACCUCCUGGUCGACAACUGUGGAGUCAAAGUUUUAUUCCUGGUGGAAGUCCUAAUACAAUGCGUCAACCAUUUUUAACAUUUGAUGGUCUACGUCCAUCGAAUGUUUCAUCAUCUCCAAUCCAUCCACAAAAUCUUUCCCCAAACACAUCAUAUAAUAAUGCUCAACGUAUCUCUCCUAGAUUUAAUCUUGGUACAAGCGGUGAUCUAGUUAAUGAUGAAAGAAGAUGGCGUCAAGCUCUUAGUGGUAGUACCAAUCGUUUAAGAGAUAGUUUUGAUGGAUAAAUCAUUUUUCUGUUCAUAUUUUUUAUCGUAGUGUGUUAUAAAUAUUUUGUUUCGAUCAUAACAUUCCUGUCAAAAAUUCCACUUAGAAUAAACAUUUUUCAUCCUUGUUAAUCUGGUUUCUUGUUUCUGGAUAUUGCGCUUUCUUCGAAGGCUCUGAUAAAAGCAUUUAUCUGUAGAUCAUAUCUAAACUGACUAUAUAUCCAUUUUCAGAAUUCAGUCCACUUUCUACUAUUGUCCCUAGGUUUUUUCCUCCGCUAUCUUGAUGUUAUAUUUUUGAAAACAAACUUAUAAAUCAUGUCAUUUGUUUUCUGUAUUAAAUACAUACUGGUAUUAGUUUUUUUGUUAAUAGUUUCAUAUUCAAUAUACGUCGUUGAAUUAA